Diplodia corticola is the source of this 1452-nucleotide messenger RNA. RefSeq lists its product as uncharacterized. The transcript has a single exon. The coding region runs from base 1 to 1452 and encodes 483 amino acids. NCBI's taxonomy places the organism in Eukaryota, Fungi, Ascomycota, Dothideomycetes, Botryosphaeriales, Botryosphaeriaceae. The record is from RefSeq and is a predicted model, not a curated record.
AUGGUCUUCCACAUCACCCUACCGCAUCCGCUCCCUCCUAUAAUCAAUAAUGUUUGGGAAGCCUCGGAUGUCCUUGUCCCUGGACAAAUCGAGUUCUCCUCUGGUUUAGACAGCACCGUUACCUCACUCACCCUCUCUCUCGUCCAAACAGUAAAGUUCGAAACACAUCAGCCCGAGCCCUCCACCAGCUUCACAUGUUUCGGGUUCAGCAAAGCAAAAGAACCCCACGCCGAAGAAAGACGAGAAAUCGACCGCUGGUCCCUUCCAUACCCCCCAACAUCCACACUCUCAUCGACUCUCAAAGGAAUCCCCUUCACCAUAGUCAUACCGGGCCAUCUUCCCGCCACCACCUCGACGCCAACCGUCGACCUCUCCUACCACAUCUCCGCCACCGUCACCACCAGCACCGCCACCUCCACCACCUCAAACACCACCGCCUCAAAACCGCUCCACAUCCGCCGCCUCCUCGCCCUCCCAGUCGGCCUCACCACCCUCGACCACCGCCGCCGCUUCCCCGCCUGCGCCGUCAAAACCUCUCUCUCCAUCCCCGCCAUCUUCCAGCCCCUCGACACCACCCGCACCGCGCGCCUGACCCUCCUCAACACCGCCGAACACUGGCUCCGCGUGCACAAACUCCACUGGCGGGUGGAAGAGCACACCAGGAUCCCACAUCCACACACCGACCUCGAAGGGUACAACAGCGACGACAGCUCAUCCGGGAAGCGGCGGCAACGGCAGCAGCGCGAACGCCGCACAAUCAGCCGCGCCGGGCCGCACGUUCGCACCAUCGCGUCGGGCGAGCACCACGUGGCGCCCGCGAGCGCCAUGGGCGCGCUCUACGGCGCCCACGUGUCGGAGCUGCGGCUCGACGAGAUCGAGUUCGACGUCGGCGUCCCGGAGGAGGCGCGGCGGGCGUGCUCGUUGAUGGUGCAGCGGCGGCAGCCCGGGCGCGGGAGCGGGCGCGGGCGGGACGGCGACGGCGACGACGACGACGACGACGUGCUGUUGAUGGCGGGGGAGGAGGAGGAGGAGGAGCGGCAGCGGCAGCAGCCGCCGGAAUAUGCGUGGUGUAGCCGGUUUGGGGAGGGGCUUGUUGGGCCGCAUGGGGAUGGGGAUGAGGAUGAGGAUGAGGGCGAGGAGGAUGACUGCGGUGGUGGGAUGCGAGCGGUGACGGGGGGUUCGGUUGCAGCGGGGAUAUCGGUUUCGCAUACGUUGGUGCUGGAGAUUACGGGGAAGGAGAUUCGGUUUGACGGCGUGACUGGCGAGCUGCUCAGCUUGGGGCCGAUAUUUCCGAAGGUGUAUGGUGCGAGGUACGACAUCGUGGUGGCGGAGUGGAGCCACUGUAAUGAUGUUGAUAGUGGGGAGGUUGGGGUAUGCCCGCUGCUGGACGGAGACUUUAGUGCUACCAGCGUAGUUGCGCCCCCUUCAUAUGAGUCGGUUAUCGGGAUUUGA